GUUCUCUCUCGCUCUCUCUCUUGAUCUUUCUCUAUAAAAUCUGAACCUUACCCUCUCUUUUUCUCUGAAGUCCUCAGCCCUGAAGUUUAUAACCAUACAACCAUAUCAUACUACUGUAUCGACUUGUGAUCUUGAUGGCUUUCGUGAGGAAUUGUUUCAGAAUCACCGAGGCAGAUCGCCGAUCUGAAACUAGAGUUUGGUCUAAUGUUGGAUCUACCUCACGAGAAGGAUUUGGGCUGAAGCAAUAUAGCUAUAAUGAACUAGCAGAAGCAACUGAUAAGUUUUCCAACAGCAAACUCCUGGGCGAGGGUGGUUUUGGUCUAGUCUAUGAGGCAACACUAGGUGGCAAAAUAGUUGCCAUUAAGAAACUUAAAAUUGGUCGGGAUGAACGGUCGCAGUCGAAAGAAGAAUCGGAGAAGGAGAUUAAGGUUGUUAGCCAAGUGAGUCACAAAAAUCUGGUUAAGCUGUUUGGAUACUGCAUUGAAGGAGACGAUAUAUUGCUUGUUUUAGAGUACGUUCCAAAAAAAUCUUUGAGACAUCAUUUACACGGAGAGAUGAUUUUGGAGUGGACAAAAAGAAUGAAAAUCGCCGUAGGAACAGCUAAAGGGUUAGAAUAUUUACAUGAAAACUGUGAGUAGGCUUAUUCUUUUUUU
This is a messenger RNA of Hevea brasiliensis (rubber tree), 653 nucleotides long. Its product is annotated as proline-rich receptor-like protein kinase PERK3. Gene Ontology annotation, molecular function: ATP binding; protein tyrosine kinase activity. The record is from RefSeq and is a predicted model, not a curated record. Gene Ontology annotation, biological process: protein phosphorylation. The coding region runs from base 135 to 638 and encodes 167 amino acids. The transcript has 3 exons. Lineage: Eukaryota; Viridiplantae; Streptophyta; Magnoliopsida; Malpighiales; Euphorbiaceae.